This is a messenger RNA of Argiope bruennichi, 4411 nucleotides long. RefSeq lists its product as uncharacterized. Lineage: Eukaryota; Metazoa; Arthropoda; Arachnida; Araneae; Araneidae. The transcript has a single exon. Gene Ontology annotation, biological process: G protein-coupled receptor signaling pathway; cell surface receptor signaling pathway. Bases 355 to 3759 code for a protein of 1134 amino acids. Gene Ontology annotation, molecular function: G protein-coupled receptor activity. The record is from RefSeq and is a predicted model, not a curated record. Gene Ontology annotation, cellular component: membrane.
UCAACAUUUUAUAGCACAAACCUUGCGAUAUUGCCAGUUGGGAAGUUCCUAGAUGUUCGCUAAGAUUCGUACUUUAAAUUUGCAAUACAUAUAAACAGUGAUCUUCCACAAGCCGAAGGUUAUUAUUUCAACUUUGAAAUUGUGUGCUUUUGGAUACUUUGAGAAUUUAAAUUGCUUUAGAUGCAUUAUAACGUCAACAGAAAAUUUUAAACGAAGAGAUUGAUUCUCUUGAAUUGAAAAGGAAUAGAUGGUUUCUAGACUAUACUUUAUUCUUGUAUCAGUGCAAUGUGUUUUGUUUGUAUGUGAUGAAUUCAAAUGAGAUGUGCCGUUAUCUGCUAAACAGAUGUAUGUGACAUGAAGAAAUCCGAAAUGCAUGCCAUGAUGGACAUAGCGAAAAGAUGUGUUAUGUUUUGUUUCUUUUUCGGACAUUUCAUUUCUGGUGUUAACCAUGAAGGUGAAAACACGAUGUCGUUGCACAGAUUACAUCUUAAUGAUAUUAAUAAUGUAUCGGUUUUAAACAUGCCGGCGUUUCUAAGAAAUGCCACAUCUGGUGAUUCUUCAAAAAUUGAGGGGAACAAUUCCAUACCAUCUAUGGAUUCAGCACCGGGAUCAUUCUGUUCUCCUUAUGAUUCGUGUGUGUCUCGCUGUAACGAGCCACCCCGAGGAUUGCCUUUCACCUGCAACUGCGAUGCAGAUUGUGAUUUUUAUUCUGAUUGUUGCGUGGAUAUGAAAAAAGAAUGUGGGAACGAUACUGUGUCUUUCAGAGAAUUUGAUUCGAAUGACGUAUCUUUAAUACCAAAAGUUACCUGUGAGUUAUUGAUUCCAAAUUAUCCUAUCUUCAUGGUGUCCGAUUGCUCAUCAAAGUGGAGGAAUGCAUCGUUUGAGAAACUUUGCGACACUAAAAUAACCACGGAAUGUAUUUUUUCGAAUUCGGCAACUAGGUCCUCUGAUUUUGAUGAUGCGCAUGUUAACUGUGAAAGCUUUGUUUACCAUCAAUGUGAAGAAGAGUUAAGACUAAAGUGUAACGAAACUGUUGAACCUCAAUGCAGUCCACUUAUUAAAAGGCAUUGCACUAAAGUAACCUCUGCCAAGUGCCAAAGUUGUGCUAAAGAAUUUUGGCCUGUAUUUGACCAAAAUCAGGUAUUGUACAGAAAUUCUUAUUGUGCAAUGUGCAAUUUCGAAGACAAUUAUAUUUUAGCUGAAAGCAAAUCACUGGUAGAAGAAAUGUAUAUUAUUAAGGUCCGGAAACUUAGCUCUUUUGGCCUCGUAAACAAGAUUAGCAGGAAAUGCUUUUUAUCCGUAACUGAUUUUUGCCCAAAUGACGACAAUAAGUUGUUAUCUUCUCUUUGUAAAAAAACUUUAGGCCCUGUACUUUCUACAAGCAGUCAGUCCCAUGGUACCAUUUAUAAAAAUGUCUAUUGUGCUCUUUGUCGUAACGAAUCUUUAAACGACAUGAGAUGUAUGAAGUCGCCUCUUUUCUCUUCAAAAAAUCCAAUCGAUCUCAACAUGAUGACUGGAAUGAUAAAACCACUUGUUAUGGAUUUUGUUACUGGAGUAACUUCUGACAUUCAAGGUCUGAGGUUGGAUGACAUUCCUGCAGCUUUCUCGAUGUUACUGAAUUUCGGUUUGGAUGGCCGAGAAAGAGUGUAUAUUUCCUCCGAAGGAGAUAAAGCCAUGAAAGAACACCAAAAGAGAUGUGGUCCGGGACGUAUUUGGGAUCCAUUCAGUUCAAUAUGUCGGAAACUACACUGCAGUACAGAAUUUGUUUUGGUAGACUAUCAGUGUGUUAGAAAAGACAGUAACAAUGAAAAAAAUGUGACUCAAAACGAAGAAAUCAAUAUACCUGAUGCUAGGGCAGAAUUUGUACAUCUGACACUUGUUGCAGAAAUGGAAUUGUUAGAUUUAUUGACUUUUUACGAGAGAAACAUAUCUGAGAUUUGCGAUUCACUUCGAGAAUCAUUUGCUAACUCUUUCAAUAUUAAAAUUGAUCGCAUAAGAAAUGUGAGUUUCAACAUAUCUUUGGGGAAUUUCAAAAAUCGAAAUGAAACAUUAGAGUUUCUAAAAGUCAUGGAUGAGCUCCAUCCAAUAAAUUUUACCAUAGAUUUUGAUUUAUAUGAAACUGAUAACUUAACAAAGCCGGAACCUUCUGUGGAUAGAAUUGUAUCAAUAAUGGCUUCUGCUCUUUCUGUAAAUGGUUUUGACUUAGGUAUCAAUAACUAUACCAGCAGAGUUUUUGAGAUUCAUCAAACAGUUGAUUUUCUCAAGUCGUGGUGUAAUCCUAAAGAUGGCGGGGAAAUGAAACGAUACUGGAAUUCUGAAUUCAAGUUAAUAUUAAAUGAUAAUGUAACUUCCCCAACUGGAGAGAGAAUUAAAGGAAUUUAUAUCAACAAAACAGGUAAAUUUUAUCCUAAAGGUCAGUUUGUGGCAGAUAUUUUGUAUCAGGGUCAUCAGUUUAAGCAAAAUUUAAUAAAUGUAAGUGGAUUGGCAGUAGUCUGCGACAGAAGAGUUCAUUUGAAUGAAUCCUGCACUCGAGUUAUCCUGGAAAAGGAUGAAUAUUUUAUAACAGAAAAUGGCAGCUUAAUUCUCAAUGAUAGCUUAAGAGAAAAAGUGAUAGACGACUCUGCUUACGAACAGGCAGAGAAUGACAGUAUUGUUGUAUGUCUUUUGUCUCCAGUGAAGAAAAAGAUCGAUGAUAUGUAUUAUUUGCAGAUGGAUAUAGUGCAAGCCUAUGUGAGUUUUGCUCUAUCAUGGAUUUCUGUGUUCGCUAUGAUUGCUGUUUUGGUAACGUAUUCUAUUUUUUCUUCGCUUCGUAAUCUCCCAGGAUGCAAUACAAUGAAUCUAACAUUUUCCUUAUUAGCUAUGCAGAUAACUUUUCUCCUGGGGCAACGCAAUACAGUGACAGGAGAUAUUUGUAAGGGAGUGUCCAUCCUGUUACAUUACGAAAUUCUUUGUUGUUUCAUGUGGAUGAAUAUUAUGGCCUAUGAUUUAUACAAGACAUUCGGAAACAAAACAGUUUUAAAUAACAUACGUAGCAAGGGAAAAUAUUUGCUUAAGUAUAUGCUAUACGCUUAUGGCAUUCCAUUAUUGAUAGUCAUUAUUACUGCUUUAUUGGAUAGGUAUUUAGAAGAUUCUAUCUUUUCACCACAGUACGGUAAGAAUGAUAUAUGUUGGAUCACCAACACGUAUGCUGCUGGAAUGUAUUUUGCCGCACCUCUGGCUGCCAUCAUGUGUGCUAACUUUACUCUCUAUAUCUUAACGAUUUGCUCCAUUAGAAAUGUGAAACAUGUUUUGUACCUAAGCAACCAAAAGAUGAAUCAGAGGGGAAAGAGUGAUGUGCUUCUCUAUUUCCGGAUGGCUCUUGUUAUUGGUCUCACAUGGGCUUUUGCUUUUGCCGCGGCAUACACAAAGCAAGACCGAUUGACAGGGCAGAUUCUAACCUACCUCUUCAUCAUUUCAAACACUUUGCAGGGUGUUUUCAUUUUCGCUGUUUUUGUAUGCAAUCGCAGAGUUCAUGAGCUCUAUCGCGAAGCAAUCCAGAAAUUGUUUGCAAAAGCUUCUGAUGGUCCUGGUGUUCUGAAGACAUUUGGAAAGUUUGGAGGACUUAUGAAUGCUUUGCGCAGAACUGUUUCCACUGAGACCGUCGUGUCCACGGUUUCGAAUUCUAGUGCCUGUUCCAAUCGAUCUGUUAUGUCCACUGUUUCUAAUGCCAGUACAUCUUCCACUCAUUCUGGAUUAGAAACAAUAAAGGAAGUGGAAUGAUACAAAUGAUGGUAAAAUUAUUCUUUAAUCUUAGUUCGGAAGUGGGAUGUUCGCAUAAACCGAUGAGCUUGAAAUAAAUUUAAUUUUUGUAAUAUUAUGUAAUAAUAAUAAUAUAUAAUUUUAUGUGAGAAAAUAUUUUAAUGAUUCCAAUGAAUUCUUACUUUGAAUUUUUAUUGGAGUUAUCAUAUAUAUUGUAUUGGAGUUAUUACAUGUAUUGACAUUGUGAAUUUCAUCACUGCAUCAUUUAAAAUAUGAGAUGAUAUGUUGAUAGGCAUAUAUGUAUGAGAACCGUUUAUUACCUUAACUUAAAUGAAAUAUUUAUGCGUAGAAAAGAAAUCCCUCAUUAUUUCAUUUUAAUCACAUAAAUUCAUGUAUAUUGUCAUCAUUAUUUUUACGUACUUUAUAUAUAAUCAAUGUGAAUUGAUUGAUGUAAAUAAUUAUGAGUAAUUUGUUUUCAUCACUAUUAACCGUUCUGUGAAAAAAAUGUUUUUUUAGUUGAUUCUUUUUUUUUAAAUCUAUAGUAUUUAAAUAAAAAAUAAUUUCCUAUGUUUCCUACUGAAAUGUUGAUUCUUUAACUUUUAUAUUUUAAUGUCAUUUAUGUAAAUAUUUUCAAAUGAAGAAGUACAAAUAUUAUUAUGCAUGUGUAUUCAUA